Molecule: messenger RNA, 1732 nt
Organism: Pungitius pungitius (ninespine stickleback)
Lineage: Eukaryota; Metazoa; Chordata; Actinopteri; Perciformes; Gasterosteidae
Product: forkhead box protein F2-like
Exons: 2
Coding region: 284-1414 (376 amino acids)
Biological process (GO): regulation of transcription by RNA polymerase II; animal organ morphogenesis
Cellular component (GO): nucleus
Molecular function (GO): DNA-binding transcription factor activity, RNA polymerase II-specific; RNA polymerase II cis-regulatory region sequence-specific DNA binding
Source: RefSeq, a predicted model, not a curated record
AGAGAGAGAUUUAGAAAUUGAUAGGUGGUCGAGUUGUGUUGGUUGGAUAUGCGCAAGUGGAGGAGCUGUAUUUCCCCUCUCUUGUGGGACUAUUGCCAGCCAUGGACAGUGAGAGAGACGCGGAGAGAACAGCGGAUGGCGCUUCUUGAUUUCCCCGCUUAUGAACGCAGAGGGACAUUAGCCUUUUAAUGGUUUAUAUAUCCACGAAACGUUAGUUGAUCGAGUGUUAUAAAGACCGGCAACAGGCAACGGAUUAACAUAAAACGAGAGAAGAGGCGCAACCAUGACCACCGAGACCUCAAAGCACCGUUUGGAUCCAUCUAAUUCUGCUCUGAACGCAGCUCCGCCGAGCGCACAGCCAGUGAUGGAGAGCGCGCACAGCGCGUCACCCAAAUGGAAAAAGGGAAAUUCCGGCUUGAGGCGUCCCGAAAAGCCUCCCUACUCGUACAUCGCCCUCAUUGUCAUGGCGAUUCAAAGUUCGCCCACCAAAAGGCUGACUUUGAGUGAAAUCUAUCAGUUCCUGCAGGUCCGCUUUCCUUUCUUCCGGGGAUCGUACCAGGGAUGGAAAAACUCCGUGAGACACAACCUGUCUCUGAACGAGUGUUUCAUCAAGCUGCCCAAGGGCCUCGGUAGACCCGGCAAAGGACACUAUUGGACCAUCGACCCGAGUAGUGAGUUCAUGUUCGAGGAGGGCUCCUUUCGUCGCAGGCCGCGGGGGUUCCGUAGGAAAUGCCAGGCCAUGAAGCCGAUGUACAGGAUGAUGAACGGCAUCGGCUUCGGCGCGUCCAUGCUGCCGCAGAGCUUUGAUUUCCAAACACCUUCGGGCUCCCCGGCGAGCCACAACGGCUACAGCGUGGACCUGAUGGGCACCGCGGUGCCAGCUGGCCACGAGGGCCACGGGGGAGGGCUUCACGUCUCACACAUGUCGUCGGGCUCCGGGUCAUCGCACAUGAUGGCCGCGUGUCAGGUGGCCUCCAACGCGGACUACUGCCCGGACAGCAGCUGCAGCCCGCUGCAGUCCUCCCCGCCGAUGGCAGGCCCUCUGGACUGUCAGUCUCCGUAUGCAAACGCGUCCUCGCACUGGAGCUCACCCGGUGUGUCUUCGUAUGUCAAACAGCAGUCGCUGGCAACAGGCUGUGGCGCUUCUUCCGCUCUGCACGCGGGGAUGCCCUCGUACUCCCUGGAUCAAGGCUUUCUGCACCAUAACGCGCGGGACUCCUCGGAGAUCUCAGGGGGACUGUCUCGAUACUGCGGCCACUCCGCUCCUGUGAGUGAAAGGAAGGACUUGGUUUUGAACCUAAAUGGCAUCUCUUCCCUCCACCCCGGCACCGGAGCAUCGUACUAUCACCAGCUGCACCACCACCACCACCACCACCAAAGUGUCUAUCAGGACGUAAAGCCAUGCGUAAUGUGACGCAACAGCAGGGACAGAACCGACUUCUUCUGCUAAACGUGGCCCUCGGGUGGAGUCAUUUUAACAGAAUAUUUGGCGACUUGUGAAAAUGGCAAUUGUGUUUUCCCGUAGAGUCAAUUGCAGUGAACGUUUUUUGAACUGUUUAUUGUGAGGAGAUGAUACUAACUUAUAUGAAUGAGCAACAUCAACAGUUACGCAAAAAAAUACGUAUAUUUUGAAUUCAUUUUUAUACUCAUUUCGUAUUCCUGAAGUCUCUGAGAUUGUUGCUGAUUUCUUGCAUUUGGCCAUUAAAGAGGUGUAUUUUUUAAGGAUGAUUUG